AUGCAGAAGAUCAGGGCUCGUAUGCAAACAACUCAAAGCGGACAGAAGAGCUAUGCUGAUUUGAGACGUAAGGACCUGGGAUUUGUGACGGAUGAUAAAGUGUUCUUAAAGGUGGCACCUAUGAAAGGUAUUCUGAGGUUUGGCAAGAAAGGGAAGUUGAGUCCGAGGUUCAUUAGGCCUUUCGAGGUCUUAGAGCAAAUUGGCCCCUUGAAUGACAACUUGAGCUACAAGGAGAAGCCUGUAGAAAUUCUCGCCAUAAAGGUAAAGACAUUGCACCAUAGGGAGAUAACUUUUGUAAAAGUGUUAUCGCAGAAUCGUCAGUUCAAGGAAGCCACUUGGGAGCGAGAGGAUGAGAUGAGAACCCAAUACCCAGAGUUGUUCCAGCAGUAA
Molecule: messenger RNA, 390 nt
Organism: Benincasa hispida (wax gourd)
Lineage: Eukaryota; Viridiplantae; Streptophyta; Magnoliopsida; Cucurbitales; Cucurbitaceae
Source: RefSeq, a predicted model, not a curated record